This is a messenger RNA of Clonostachys byssicola, 1899 nucleotides long. NCBI's taxonomy places the organism in Eukaryota, Fungi, Ascomycota, Sordariomycetes, Hypocreales, Bionectriaceae. The record is from the annotation of a GenBank genome assembly.
AUGCCACCUAUCAAAUUUGAAGACAUUCCGGAUGAAUGCAUUGGAGAGAUUAUUGAGGCGCUAAUGUGCGAGCCGACAAUCUCCAACCUUAAGUCGCUGUCUUUGACAAACCGUCGACUGCGUGCGAUCUCAGUGCACUAUUUAGUCCGAGGCAUUUCAUUACGCCUACCUUGUAGGAUCUCGGCAUUUUGUCGCCAGAUAGACCGCCUCACAUCUCUUCUGUGGCGAUAUGAUGCCUUCUCCUCUGUUCGCUGUCUGGUCGCUGGCCCGUGGUAUCCCCAGGACAAUGACGAAACCAUAAAGUUCGACUUGGCCGAUCUGAACCCAGUCUACGGGCCAGCAGAUAAGAACGUCUUUCAGAACGGCGAGCUUGAAGUCGAGGCUAAUCAAGACUGUGUCAGUAACAUCCUGAUCGAGCUCUUGGACAGACUUCCAGGACUCAAGGACUUUCAUUGUCCGGCGACAUUGCCUGCUGCGUUGCUCCAUGCGCUGGAGGUGAAGCAUCCAAAGUGCCGGCUUCAUAUCUACUACUUUGACAACGACAGUGCAGUGAACAUGAACUUGGUCACUUCGCCGUGCCUCUACAGCAUUCGUUGUAUUUAUUCCGACGCUUCUAGGGCCGGCCGACCGAAAUGCAACUUGAAAAGCCGUAUAAUGGCAAUUAUCGCCGGCAUGGCACCCUCGUUACAAGAAGUCUGGAUGCUCAACGAGAGGGUCGACGAGCCUUUGUUUCCGUCUGAAGAAGCCGAAAACGCAUACUGGGAACGCCAAGGAGUCCCAUUUGCACCGCAUCACAUGUUCAGAGAACAGGCGUUUCCGUCAAGGCUGGGGCAACUCAAAAGAUUGCAUCUUGAGGGCCACUGUCGAUAUCCGAUUCGACUCGACCAAUGGGCCAACGCGACCGAUUUCACCCUUCUGGAGUCGUUGGAAAUUGGAAUCAAUGUCGAUGGACCGGAUCUCGAUUCGCUUCAGGUGCAUGGCAUUUUCCCUCGCCUCAAAUCGAUGUCUUUGCGCUUAUAUGAUAUGUUGGCACGUGACCUCGAGACUAAGAAGAGGCAGCAGCUCAUCAACAUCCUCCACAACCUGCCACCUUUGCAGUCACUCAAACUCACUGGGUACACUUGGCCAGAGAUACCAACCCAAGCAGUCCAGGUGCACGGUCAGUCUCUCCAAACAUUAGUUUUGUUCCCCGGUUCUUCAGAGGAUGAUUACGAAUCAGGCUGGUUGCGCGGGUGUUAUUCCAGACAAUCUCUGUCCACAAAACACGUUCUGAACAUAUUAUAUCAGUGCCCGUUGCUUGAGGACCUAAGGAUACCAGUAGAGAGAACAUACGCAAACGCUCACGAUCCCGCCAUAUACAAGAAGAUGGGCGCCCUCAGACGCCUGAGAUCGGCAACGAUAUACAUGGACUGCUUCUCUGUACCAGGUGAAGGCCGGACGAUAUAUGAGGCGCCGGAGUUAUUUUGGACCGAUCGGUACAACGCCGCAGUCGAAGAAAUGCAGGACUUCUUGCGUGUUUGCGCGUUGGACGAAGAUCUCGCGCGGGAUAUUCUCAAUACAAUAACUGGAGAGCGAGCCACGCAUGUUCUUCAAAAGCUACGCAUUCGGUCCUCUGCAAACGCGAAAGAAGCAGGUGAUGUAUAUGGAACCGAGAUGGGCACCAUAAUUCAUAAUUUAGCAAAGGAUUAUACCUUUACUAAGGAAGCAGACGGCUCCAUGGCGGGAUACGCAGAGUGGUCGGACGACGCGGAUGUGAGUUCAUCAUGCUGGGCGAUGGAGAUUUUCCGUAAAAACUGGCCAUUGAACUCUAGCUCUGGAAAUAGCUGGAAAGAUGAUUGGAAAGGCAUACCUCUCGAGGUAGGACGUCCAAAGCUGGGGAAGCGUAAGAGAGAAGAAUGA